Molecule: messenger RNA, 5541 nt
Organism: Heterostelium album PN500
Lineage: Eukaryota; Evosea; Eumycetozoa; Acytosteliales; Acytosteliaceae
Exons: 3
Coding region: 1-5541 (1846 amino acids)
Source: RefSeq, a predicted model, not a curated record
AUGCGUAUGUUUGAUCAAUUAAAAUUUGAUGAUAUAUCCGAAUCAAAAAUUAGUGGUCCUAUCGUGAAUGGAACAGGAUUUUUUCAAUAUAAAAAUGAUGUUCAGAAUUAUGAAUUUGAUAAUGAUUUAACUUUUCAUUAUCAGAACCGAAUUAGUUCAGAAAAUGGUCAAAUUCAAUUCAACUCAGUAUUCAAUGAGUUCGAUAAAGUAACCUUCUAUAAUAGUAACCCCAAUAAUUUAGUUAGUAUUAAAGUUAGUUUAAUUCCAAAGGCUGAGAAUCCGAACCAGUUUUUAAAUUUUAGUUCUUUGGGUAUUGGAUGUAAAGAUUCACCUAUGUUGGAGUGGGGAAAGGGUUUGCCGAAUGUUAAUGUUUUCCUUACUGGAAGUGACGAUUAUCGAAUCACUGGAGGCUCAUUCCUAUUGGAUAACAUAUAUAGUAACCAAUGCCUCAGGAAAAGAACCUUGAGCCAACAUAUUCAUACACUUGGACAUUAUAACAAAGGUGGCUUCGAUGGAAAUUCCAAGUUUAAUGUUCUUCAUAAUCCUUCUUCUCUUCAUAUGAUAUUUGAAAGGUCGGCUCAGGACUUUUACUUUAUAGUCGGAUCAGUGGAUCAAGAAGACCAACUCUUUAUUACUGCAUUUGAUGAAAAUGGUGUUCAAUAUAAUAUUUACAACAACUGGAAGAACCCUACGUAUGGAUCAUUAAAGGAGAGUGACAUUUUUAAUCAAAUAAGAUACCAAAGUAGAGGUGAUCAUAUGUAUUUAUCUUCUAUCAUUUCCGAUCAUUCAAACAAUUUUCUUUUGUUUGCAGUCAAGAGAAAUACAAGUAAAAUUAUUGUUGAAUAUGCUACCACAAAUUCCGGUGGAUCAGUUUUCUAUUCAUUGUUUGGUAUUGUAAACUAUGGGUUGGUAGAUGAAAGUAAAUGUGAACCUUCUACUCUUCACCGAUUAACUAUUGAUUAUAACAACUCUGUCAAUGGUUCUCCAAAUUGUCCAUGCCUGAGUAAUACGAUAGGCACUGACCAAAGAGUACCAACUUUUACUUUUGAAUAUAAGCCAGGUAGUUGUGAAGCUCAUUUGGUAGCCAGAGUAUAUUUAGUUGAUCAAAUGAACCAAGGAUCUGGAGUAGUGAGUACAUGGAGAAUCGAAAUCAUCAAUUAUUCACCAUUCCCAAUUUCCAAUAUUGUCUUUUCUUUGAACUUGGAGCCCAAAGAAAAAUGGGAAAUGAGAUCAUACAAUGGAGACUUUAUUUUGCCACAGUGGAGACUUAACAAUCCCAUUCAUACUGGAGAAUUCCAUAGUGCUGGUAUUCGAAUUGAUAGUGCAGAAUCUUUAAAAGUAAUCAUUUUAGAUUCUGAUUGCCAACCAAAAGUUAUUAUCCCAAGUCCUCCUCUAAUUGAAUUAGAGACUUUACCACCCAAUCCAUAUCCAAGAACAUUUACACCAUAUUCUCAAAGUUCCUCUAGUGAAUCUAUUCCUCCAAAUCCACCAGGAUUUUCACCCCAAGUUUCAACCACAAUAUAUGACAUUUCGUCUAAUAAUGUUGGAACACCCUUCCAUUAUAAUUCACAACAACUCAACACAGGUUUUGAUUUUACUGGAGUGGGAGCUGAAAAUACCUAUUCUUUCAGUUCAUUUUCCGGAAUAUUCUCCCCCGAAACAACAUACGAUUUAAGUGGAAGUACCAUAGGUGAGAUUCCCUCAUUCACUCCAAUUCAGAGUGGUCCACCAAAUAUUCAACCUCCUUAUAGUUCUGAAGAGGAACACACUUUGUCAACUCCAUCAUUACCAAUUUCCACAGCAAUAUAUACAACUUCCAAAUCAACAACUUCUACCCCUCCCAUUGACAUUAGUAGGACUGAUAGUUUCAAUCCCCAUGGAGAAGUGGUCUUUCCUACAAGUACAAUAGGAUCAACUACCUCAACAUCUACACUUAGUUCAUCAAGUUCUUCAACAAUAACAGAAGUCCAAUCUACUCCAAAACCAACUACUAUAUCCACAAGUACAACAAUGAAUUCUGGUAUACCCACCCCUACACCAUCAAGAACCAGUACAUCCUCUACAACAAGUGGUGUCCAGACAACCCCAACCCCAACUCCCCACCACCACCGAAGAACAACAAAUUCAUUUGAGUUCAUUGCCGAGCCACCUGAAAGUACAACUUCUACCACUUCUACAACUACGAUCUCUGGUAGGCCAUCUACGAUAAGUACAAUAACAACAACUAAUUCAGUUCCAACACCAUCUCUACCAUCGGCAUCAACAACUUCUGAUCAACAUGGUCAGUCAAUAAAUCCGCCAUCUAUAACAAUGUCCACUACUUUGUCAACUACUAAUUCAGUUCCAACACCAUCUCCACCGUUAGCAUCGACAACUUCUGAUCAACAUGGUCAGUCAAUAAACUCACCAUCUACAACUACGAUCUCUGGUAGGCCAUCUACGAUAAGUACAAUAACAACAACUAAUUCAGCUCCAACCCCUUCUCCACCAUUGGCAUCAACAACUUCUGAUCAACAUGGACAAUCAAUAAAUCCACCAUCUACAACAAUGUCCACUACUUUGUCAACUACUAAUUCAGUUCCAAAACCAUCUCCACCGUUAGCAUCAACAACUUCUGAUCAACAUGGACAAUCAAUAAAUCCACCAUCUACAACAAUGUCCACUACUCUGUCAACUACUAAUUCAGUUCCAACACCAUCUCCACCGUUGGCAUCAACAACUUCUGAUCAGCAUGGCCAAUCAAUAAACCCACCAUCUACAACAAUGUCCACUACUUUGUCAACUACUAAUUCAGUUCCAAAACCAUCUCCACCGUUGGCAUCAACAACUUCUGAUCAGCAUGGCCAAUCAAUAAACCCACCAUCUACAAUGAGUACAACAACGACCACUACUUCAGAGCCAACACCAUCUCCACCAUCUGCAACGAGUACAACAACCACCAAUUCAGCCCCAACACCAUCUCCACCAUUAGCAUCAACAACUUCUGAUCAACAUGGUCAAUCAAUAAAUCCACCAUCCACAACAACCACUCUAUCAACUACCAAUUCAGCUCCAACACCUUCUCCACCAUCUACAACAAUGUCCACCACUCUAUCAACUACUAAUUCAGCUCCAACACCUUCUCCACCAUCUACAAUGAGUACAACAACCACUAAUUUAGCCCCAACACCAUCUCCACCAUUAGCAUCAACAACUUCUGAUCAACAUGGUCAGUCAAUAAACCCACCAUCUACAAUGAGUACAACAACGACCGCUACUUCAGAGCCAACACCUUCUCCACCAUCUACAAUGAGUACAACAACCACCAAUUCAGCCCCAACACCAUCUCCACCAUUAGCAUCAACAACUUCUGAUCAACAUGGUCAAUCAAUAAAUCCACCAUCCACAACAACCACUCUAUCAACUACCAAUUCAGCUCCGACACCUUCUCCACCAUCUGCAACAAUGUCCACCACUCUAUCAACUACUAAUUCAGAGCCAACACCCUCUCCACCAUCUACAAUGAGUACAACGACAACCACUAAUUCAGGUCUAACACCAUCUCCACCGUUAGCAUCGACAAUGUCUGAUCAGCAUGGUCAAUCAAUAAAUCCACCUCCAACAACAACUCUAUCAACUACCAAUUCAGCUCCAACACCUUCUCCACCAUCUACAACAACCACUAAUUCAGUUUCAACACCAUCUCCACCAUUAGCAUCAACAACUUCUGAUCAACAUGGAGAAUCUAUAAAUCCACCUUCUACUAGUAGUAGAGGAUCAACCCCAGAUUCACAAUCUGAUAGUUCUGAUUUUUCAAUUGAUUUACCUAUUGAUAUAACAUCAACCGCCUCUACAACUUCCACAAUAGGAUCACCAAUAACUUCUUCAACCAGUAUAUCAAUAACUUCCUCAUCCUCCUCUUCAAUACCAGCUACUUCUUCAUCAACCACCACUUCUACAACAUCUACCGGUACUAUACCAGUAACAUCUUCAUCAUCAACUAUCGGUACCACAGAACCAUCUACCAGUUCAAUAUCAACUACUUCUUUAUCUACAGGUUCCAUUCCAGCAAUUUCAUCUUCUACAGGUGGCGCACCAACCACAUCUACUACAACAUCAACUGGUACUAUACCAGCUACAUCUUCAUCAUCUACUAUCGGUACCACAGAACCAUCUACCAGCUCAAUGUCAACUACUACUUCAUCUACAAGCUCCAUUCCAACAACUUCUUCAUUAACCACAGGAUCAGCACCAACUACUUCAACAUCAUCUUCAAGUUCAACACUAAAUACUUCAUCAUCUACUAUCGGUACCGUACCAACUACUUCUACAUUAACUCCAACAAAUAUUGGAACUACCUCUUCAACCACCCUAGAAAUUGAUACUCGAUCAAAUAUAUUUUGUAGACCCCCGUGUGCUCCAUCUCCAUCUCUCCCGAUAACACCAGAUAAUUGUAUUUGUCCAACAAACACCGAAGGAAACCAACAUCCUCCAAGGAACUCUCCACAAAACACUAAUCCAACAAUUGCACCCUCAACAACAACAACAUCAACAAUGCCAAUAUCCACCACAUCUACCAUAGAAGGACAAACGACUCCCACCCCGACUCCAUCUUCAAAUGGAACACAAACAAAUAUAUAUCCACGUCCAGUACCAACUAAACCACCUUAUAUACCACCUCAUCUAGUACCAGGAACACCUCGUUCAAUCUUAUUCGAUGGCGACGGAGAUGUGACACCUGCAGGAAGAAUAGAACUGAUGAAACCAGAUCCACAAGGUUUGCCUUCAAGUAAUUCGCCAUUAUUGGUUGAUCAUGCUCAGGUGUAUCAAUAUUUCCGUGAAACCUCAAAGGUUCAUCCAAUUGAAGGAGUAAAAGCUUUUCUCUUUGUUCCAAUGUUUUACGAUGUCAAAUAUGCAGCUGUAUCAGAUAAAAAUGGAACAGUGCAUUUCAAAGAUUCAGAUUUAAAUAUGAACCAAAAGAUAGGAGUGGAAUUCGAAAUUCCAAAAGGAAUGAUGAUCACAAGAGACCACCCACCAUUCACCACAACCUUACCGUAUGAAGUUCAAUUUGAGAAUAUCAGUGCCGGUGCGAAUGAUAAUAUGUUUAUUAUGGGAAUGGUUUGGAAUGAUACCUCUGGAGAUGGACAUUUUACUGUCGGUAGAGAUCAUCCUUUGAGUAAUAUAACAAUGAGACUUUACGUUGACGACAAUGCUGUAGCAGAGGCUGUAACCAAAGAAAAUGGUAUCUAUAUCUUUGAUAUUAGUCGACCAUUUACCAAUGGCUAUAUCGAGGUUGACCAUCAAUACCAAGAUGUAUUUACCACAGCUCCCGUCAGACAUUCCAUCAUUGAAGAUUUGCCAUCAUCUCAAAGCAUCCUGAGAGCAAGCAAAUCAUUUACAUAUUUCUCAACUGGAGGCUUCGAUGAUGAUUUCAAAGUCAGAUCGCCAACCUUUGAUGCUCCACAUAAUUUUUGGGGACCAAACUUUGCUCUCACCUCCAAGAGAGUACCACCAAGAGUAGUAAAAAGAAAAGAUAUAGCAAAUAUCAAUAAUAAAAAUUAA